Molecule: messenger RNA, 1274 nt
Organism: Sinocyclocheilus rhinocerous
Lineage: Eukaryota; Metazoa; Chordata; Actinopteri; Cypriniformes; Cyprinidae
Product: myozenin-2-like
Exons: 6
Coding region: 121-747 (208 amino acids)
Cellular component (GO): actin cytoskeleton; Z disc
Molecular function (GO): telethonin binding; FATZ binding; actin binding
Source: RefSeq, a predicted model, not a curated record
CCACAGUGAGUCUGAUGUGGGCUCACAUAAGCAUUUCUACCUCUGAACAGGAUACAUCAUCUAGACUGGCAUAAAGGCAAACACAGGAUUUUAAUUUGGCUGGACACGAUUAAUAUCACCAUGCCUGUGCCAUACACUGACGUACCCAAGAAAGAGCAACAGGAGCUGUGCUCGGACACAGAUGGAGCAUGUUUGAACCUGGGGAAGAAGAUCAGUGUUCCUCGGGAUCUGAUGAUGGAGGAGCUCAAUCUGCUGUCCAACAGAGGAUCUAUAAUGUUUCACGAGAGACUCAAAAGAGUGGAGAGGUUCACCUUGGAGAAUAUAGCACAGAGACACCUCAGUCACUUAGAGGAAACACUUCAAGGCCAGAAUGCCACGCAAGGAGAGAAAGGAAGUGAUUGCUUCAACUCUGAAAGCUACAUCAACCAGCCUGGAAAGAACAGCCUAGUCACCACACUAAAGCACAUGGUUGCAAAGAAAGGAAUCCCAAGUGUGCUUGCACCUGGUUAUGGGGGGCCUCUGAAAGAGGUUCCUCCGGAAAAGUUCAAUGUCACUGUGAUCCCCAAAUCUUACCAAUCACCCUGGGAGGAAAAACCCAUUGACAACGAGAGCCUGUUAGCGAAGAUCAGUACCCAUCUGCCUGAGCCACCUUACAAACUCACCCCAGCCAACUACAAAUGCUUUAACAGAAUCAUUGGUAAAGUAGUUUCCCCCCGAAGUAUUAGACUGGUAAACAAGAUUAUCUAAAAUAAUAAUAAAAGUUUUUUUUUUUUUUACUCGGGGAAACAGUUGCACUCUAUUGACAAUUAGUACACUUCCGCAAGCUUUGGUGCUUGUUUUUUCAAACUUUUUUUAACGUCACAUUUCCACUUCCCUUUCAAAUAAAUUAGUAGAUAAACUAAGUAGCAAAAGUCCCUCAAAAUGGUGGUUGAAUUAAGGAAGGACAUCAGCCACUACUAGUAACAUUAUACAUAAAAGACUUAGCAUGUCUGGCAUGGGAAGGCUGCCUGCCAAAAAACUGUUGGUUUUAAGGUCAGGCAUUAAAACAGAAUUUGUAUCUUGAAACCUUACGCUGGUCCUGGCUCAUGUAUCAGCAUGUGGGUGAAAAAGACAAGACUUGUUCCACUCAGCUGUUAGGGAAAGUCAAGACUAUUUUAGGGACAUGAACAACAUUCAUUGUCAUUCUUCACAGAGCUCCUACGCCGUUUGGUGGGACAGCAGGUACUGUGAGGACUCUGCCGCUACCUGGCUUUGAGAUGCUGCAGGCACACACA